Messenger RNA from Echinostoma caproni, 1002 nucleotides. Lineage: Eukaryota; Metazoa; Platyhelminthes; Trematoda; Plagiorchiida; Echinostomatidae. The record is from the annotation of a GenBank genome assembly.
AUGUGGACUAGCUGUUGUUUUGUAAAUAAAAGACGAUCCGGACGUGUGAAAACAUCGAUACAGUCGAUCAAUAUUACAAAACACGGGGCACAUCCGACGGGAAAGUCGAGCUCGAAUGAAUUGUCCGAGAAACCCCUUAUUGAUGCGACCGCGAACGGAUAUCAGUUGAGCCAUGAACGCCGUAGUCUGCCAGAUGUGGUAAUCACCUCGGCAUCCAUGGCACCAACGAAAGCAUUGCCCAUGACACGGCCUAGCCUUCAGUUAGAUCGAGAAACCGGUCGACGACCCACAUUGGACGUGGAAACUACCGCACGUUUGGCCGAGGCCGAAAGUAUCGGGUUCGAAGACCUGGCCGGAACAGAUGCACCUGGAACGAAAACCAGUUAUCGUUCGAAAAGCUUAGGUUCCACACAGUUGACAAAACAAAUGGGGGGAAUGUACAAACCUAUUGCUCAGUCCAGAGCAUCAACUAGUAAUGCAACUCAAACGGAUGAUGUACUAUGCAUGGAUAAAGUCUCCAAAAAGGCUAACUUGAUGCGCUUGGCCACUCUGAAAGGGUUCCAAAAGCAUUUGAGAAAAUUGAGCACACUUAGACAUAGUCAUACUCCGGAUGCUGGAUCAAAGGUGGAUGCCGAAUUACGUCAGAACACAUCCAGUCGUGCAUCCAAAGAUUCGCGAAUAGUCGAAGAGAACGAUGACUCGUCCGAGCAGGCAUCGGUUGGUGACUGUCUCGGUCAGUUACCACCGAAAUCACUGACCCGCGGAAAUCGUUUCAUUCGGUACAGUGUGAGUGAAGGCUCUCAUAAAUCUGCUGUUGUAAACGAAAGUUCAAACUAUACUGCUGCAGCACCACGACCCGGAGGAAUAAGACGGGGUUCUUUGUGCAUUUUCAGUCAGGUGGACGAACCAAUUGUCACUCCGUUCGCUCAAAUCCUGGCCAGUCUACGGCGAGUACGGGCGAAUUUUAUCCUGCUCACAAAUGUGUCCAGUUUACGAGAGUAA